Molecule: messenger RNA, 2069 nt
Organism: Hemibagrus wyckioides
Lineage: Eukaryota; Metazoa; Chordata; Actinopteri; Siluriformes; Bagridae
Product: butyrophilin subfamily 1 member A1-like
Exons: 10
Coding region: 165-1694 (509 amino acids)
Molecular function (GO): protein binding
Source: RefSeq, a predicted model, not a curated record
CGCGUACGUUCGGUUGUGAAACGCAGUUUGCGGACCAGACAGAGAUCAUAUUGUGUAGUCAUGCAGUGUGACAGCUCCUGGUGCUGAUCCAUCGUGCAGGGUGAACACAGCAGAGACUGAAUGAUACCCAGAUACUGGAGCAGUGUAAGAACAACCGUGAUCCGAUGACUGUGAAAAUCGUGCAGUGUGAACCCGGCAUAAGACAAAGAAGCUUUUACCGUCGUCUUACUAAGAAAAAUAUAAACCGAAAAAUGAAGAUUAUGCUUUGGUGUGUGACUCUGAUUCUUUUCAACUUUAUCGAAUCUCGAUCAGAGCGUUUACAGUUGGUUGGUCCACAAGAACCUCUUGUUGCUGUCACUGGUGAAGAUCUGAUUCUGCCGUGUUUUAUCAAAUCUAACACCAGUGCUGUGGACAUGACAGUGGAGUGGUUCAAACUAUAUGUAAAGGACUCAUUAGUGCAUCUCUAUAGGGAUCAUAAAGACAGAAAUGAAGGUCAGGCUCAGUCCUACAGAGAAAGAACAUCACUGUUCAAAGAGGAGCUACAGAAAGGCAACGCUUCACUCAAACUCUCAGCUCUCCGAGUCUCUGAUGAAGGAAAAUAUAAGUGUCUUGUUGAGGACAAAUAUGGGUCAGAUGACAUCACUGCGGACGUCAUUGUCGAGGCUCAGGGAAGCAACCCAGUGAUCAGGAUGGAGAGUUAUGAUAACUCAGGAGGGAUUAAUCUAGUGUGUGAGUCCAGAGGCUGGAACCCUGAACCUGAGGUUCUGUGGCUGGACAGAGAAGGAGUCACUCUGCCUGCUGAAGAUACACAGAUACACAGAGACACUGAGGGCUUCAGUGUUAAACGCCGAAUCACUGUUUAUGAUUAUAGCAACUCCAACAGGUUUUACUGCAGACUUCAACAAAAACAUCACAUGAUGGAGACAGAAGUUAUCAUCAAUAGUAAAGUCUUUGAUGCUUGGAAGUGGAAUGUCGGGAUUUCAGUCUUAGCAUGUCUUAUUGCUGUUGGAUUGAUAGUAACUGCAGUUGUUUAUCACAAGAAAGAGAGGCAGAUACAGAUGGUGAAAGCUGAGAUGCAGAAGAAGGAUGAGUAUGCAGAAAUGCAGAGACAGAGCGUGGAAUAUGAGUUUGUAAAGAAGAAACAGUAUGCAGUGGAUGUGACUCUGGAUCCUGAUACAGCUCAUCCCAAACUCAUCCUGUCUGCUGAUGGAAAACAAGUGAGAUAUGAAGACACACCACAGGAUCUCCCUGAUACACCACAUAGAUUUAAUUUUCUCUGUGUUCUGGGAAAGCAGAGUUUCUCAGGGAGAUUUUAUUAUGAGGUGCAGGUCAGAGAGAAAACUGACUGGAUAUUAGGAGUUAUGAGAGAGAGCAUUAACAGGAAGGAGUGGAUUACAUGGGCUCCUCCGAGUGGAGUCUGGACUCUGGAUCUGAGGAAUGAGAAUCAGUACAGGGCUCUUGCUGGUCCUGAUAUCCCCCUCACACUGAGAGAGAAGGUGGAGGUGGUGGGGGUGUUUGUGGAUUAUGAGGAGGGUCUGGUCUCCUUUUAUGAUGUGAAGUCCAGAUCUCAUAUCUACUCUUUCACUGGUCAGUCUUUCACUGAGAAACUCUAUCCAUACUUCUGUCCUUGGUAUAAUGAUGAAGGUAAAAAUUCAGCACCACUGAUCAUCUCUCCUGUAUUUAAGACUGAAUGAAUUUUCACCUCAUAAAUUUAAUCAUCUAUUAAAUGUUGAGAAUAAAAAUAACUUUUACAUUUUCUGGUUAAUUUUAGAAUUAAUUUUCUCUUUAAAGUUGUGUGUGUGUGUUUGUGUGCGUGUGAGAGAGAGAGAGAGUUUGUGUGUGUGUGUGUGUGUGUUUGUGUGCGUGUGUGAGAGAGAGAGAGUUUGGGUGUGUGUGAGUUUGUCUGUGUGUGUGUGUGUGAGUGUGUGUGUGUGUGUGAGUGUGUGUGUACAGAUUAUUUAAAUUCCUGGUUUUAAUCCUACAGUCUGUUAUGUUUAUGAUUCUAUGACAUUAUGAUUGUGUAACUUUGUCAUUACAAAUCACAUUAAUAAAAGAUCAUUUACACUUUA